Durio zibethinus is the source of this 1089-nucleotide messenger RNA. RefSeq names its product Translation protein SH3-like family protein (gene RPL24). Gene Ontology annotation, biological process: translation. The record is from RefSeq and is a predicted model, not a curated record. NCBI's taxonomy places the organism in Eukaryota, Viridiplantae, Streptophyta, Magnoliopsida, Malvales, Malvaceae. Gene Ontology annotation, molecular function: RNA binding; structural constituent of ribosome. Gene Ontology annotation, cellular component: ribosome.
UUUUAUCGUCAUCAUCGAAAGAGCAGGUCUCGACCACUCGAUUUACUGAACCGUUGAAGAAGGCAAAACAAUGGCAGCCAUGGCUGCGCUGCAAAGCUCAAUGACUGCUCUUUCUCUUUCUUCAAACUCCUUCUUGGGCCAACGUCUCUCAAUCCCUCCUUCUCUCUCCCCUCUUCAUGUCAAGCCAAGAGAGAAUCCAUUUGUUAUUGUAGUGAAGCUUAAACAUUGGGAACGGAAGAAAUGUAAGCCAAACAGCCUUCCGGUUUUACAUAAAAUGCAUGUUAAGGUUGGAGAUACCAUUAAAGUAAUAUCAGGCCGUGAUAAGGGCAAAAUUGGAGAGAUAACCGAGAUCUUUAAGCAUAACAGCACCAUUGUAGUGAAAGAUAUAAACCUGAAGACUAAGCAUAUGAAGAGCAGAGAAGAGGGUCAACCAGGACAGAUAAUUAAGAUUGAAGCGCCUAUUCACAGCUCAAACGUGAUGCUUUAUUCUAAAGAACAAGAUGUCACUAGUCGGGUGGGUCAUAAAGUGUUAGAUAAUGGGAAAAAGGUCCGCUACCUCAUAAAGACUGGAGAAAUCAUCGACAGUGAUGAAAACUGGAAGAAACUGAAGGAAGCUGGAAGAGAGAAAACUGAAGUCAUGGCUGCUUCUGCCGUCUCUUAGAACCUAAACUCGUAACUUCAAAAUUUAAUGUGGCUUCUGGAAAUCUAGAUGUUAUUCUCUGUUCACUUCCAUGUUUUUUCUCCAAUUACUUUAAACAUGCCGAUUUGUAAGUCUGAUUCUUUUUGCCAGCAGUAAAUAUCUCUGUUGAUCUAUGAUUAUACUGUAUGGCAAUCCAAUGUGUAGACUAAAUAUGAAAGUUAUUUUCAAUUGUACUUAACCCAAUCAGAGAGUUCAUUAGCUUCAUUCAGAGUCCAGGGUAGAUUGUCACAUUGUCCAGGGACUGGAUGAUGAAAGGGGCAUAAACUUCAAAGCUUGUUGUUCUUAACAAUCCAUGAUCAUCUCAAGAAACUUGUUAGAUGUCAUAGGCAGAGGCCACAUCUGGUCAUACUUUAAGGCUCUAAGCCCAAGGGAUUAAUAAUGGUGUACUU